This is a messenger RNA of Helianthus annuus (common sunflower), 1194 nucleotides long. Its product is annotated as ethylene-responsive transcription factor ABI4-like. Gene Ontology annotation, cellular component: nucleus. The transcript has a single exon. NCBI's taxonomy places the organism in Eukaryota, Viridiplantae, Streptophyta, Magnoliopsida, Asterales, Asteraceae. The coding region runs from base 1 to 903 and encodes 300 amino acids. Gene Ontology annotation, molecular function: DNA-binding transcription factor activity; transcription cis-regulatory region binding. The record is from RefSeq and is a predicted model, not a curated record. Gene Ontology annotation, biological process: response to stress; positive regulation of DNA-templated transcription.
AUGACCACAAACAACAAUUCUCAUCUUUCCACCACCUCUACUCCUCUUGAUCCACCACCGGUCACCACCGGAAACAACCACAACAACAAUAGAAAGUCUAAAGGCAAAGGAGGACCGGAUAAUAGUAAAUUUAAGUAUAGAGGUGUUAGACAACGUAGUUGGGGAAAGUGGGUCGCGGAAAUCCGCGAGCCACGUAGACGCAGCCGUCGCUGGCUUGGUACGUUUGCGACGGCUGAAGAUGCGGCUCGAGCUUAUGAUCGAGCCGCAAUGAUUCUUUACGGCUCUAGAGCACAACUCAACCUCCAGAAACCAUAUAAUGGGGAUGGAAGAGGCGGUGCCGGUGGUAGUUCUGCGUCGUUGACAACGACGACGCAGACUCUCCGACCGAUUCUUCCUCGGCCGGCUGCUUUCAGUAUGACAUUUUUGUCUUCUCAAACGAUGUCGUCUAUGGUGCCGAAUUUGGCUAAUUAUACACCCUACCAAUUUUACCCAACCGUACAACAUGGUACGGAUUCAAGUGGUAAUAUAGUACAAUAUGCUUUACAGCUUGUACAACCACAUCAGUACUUACCCUACUUAGAAGAUCCUAUGUUAAAUAUGACAACAAUUCCUACCUCGUACGAUCCGAACUCAAACCCUAACCCUAACCCUAGAAGCAAUAUUUAUGAAAAUUAUCAACCAAUGCAAGAGGAGAUUAAUUCUUUAGUGGGUUCAGUGGGAUCAAGCUUAUCACUUGUGUCCAACUCGCCGCAGAACAUGGUGGUCGGAGAUUCGGUUUCGGAUCCUACGGUGGUUGUUGGCGGUGGUGACCCGUCAUCGCCUUGUCUUUGGUCGUUGACAAAUGAUGAUGAGUAUCCACCACCUAGUAUAUGGGAUUAUGGUGAUCCAUCAUUUGAGUUUUGAAGUUUUUUUUUUUUUUUUUUUUUUUUUUUUUGGUGAAAGUUGAGAUCAUUUGUUCGAGUUUAGACAUUUAUUUUUGUGGUGAGUUGAAGAAACUAAGUUGAUUCAAGUCGAAGAAGUUUGUUUUAAGAUUGUUUUAGUGUGGAAAGUGUUGAUUUGAUAUCAUGGCAAAUAAUAUUUGUGAUGAUUCAAAGUUAGGGUUUGUGACAGAAGAUUUAAUAUACUCGUCUCAUUGUGUUUGAAAAGGGUGUGUCGAUGUUUUAUAGUUCUAUGUACUGAUUUUAGUUUGCUAGA